GCAGGGGUGUCUGAGUUGCGCAGCCAUGGCUGGAGCUUGGGUGUGUGUUUCCCUCUUGGCUGUGGCACUGGUGUUCGCCGGCUCCGUGUGGGGCGGCGAGGACCGGCCGCGGCUGGUAGGGGCCCCGCUGGACAUCGCCAACGCCGACAACGAUGAGGGCCUGCAGCGGGCCCUGCAGUUCGCCAUGACGGAGUACAACAGGGCCAGCAACGACAUGUACUCCAGCCGGGUGGUGCGGGUCAUCAGCGCCAAGAGGCAGAUUGUGUCUGGACUCAAGUACAUAAUGGAGGUAGAGAUUGGCCGGACAACUUGCCCGAAGCCAGCCACUGAUCUCCAGAGCUGUGCUCUCCAUGAUGCACCACACAUGGCCAAGCGCACCACUUGCAACUUCGUAGUGUACACUGUUCCUUGGCUAAACCAAAUCAAACUAUUGGACAGCAGCUGCCAAUAAACCUGUCUUGUUCCAGCAGAGACCAGCAACCAGUUGCUCAGACUUAAACAAAA
Molecule: messenger RNA, 504 nt
Organism: Pezoporus flaviventris
Lineage: Eukaryota; Metazoa; Chordata; Aves; Psittaciformes; Psittacidae
Product: cystatin-like
Exons: 3
Coding region: 26-451 (141 amino acids)
Molecular function (GO): cysteine-type endopeptidase inhibitor activity
Source: RefSeq, a predicted model, not a curated record